Zymoseptoria tritici IPO323 is the source of this 926-nucleotide messenger RNA. RefSeq lists its product as uncharacterized. The record is from RefSeq and is a predicted model, not a curated record. The coding region runs from base 138 to 926 and encodes 262 amino acids. NCBI's taxonomy places the organism in Eukaryota, Fungi, Ascomycota, Dothideomycetes, Mycosphaerellales, Mycosphaerellaceae. Gene Ontology annotation, cellular component: cytoplasm; membrane. The transcript is spliced from 3 exons.
AAUCUUCGAGAGCUAAGAUACACCACACUGCUGAGAGCUUCGUCCCUGCGCGACCACUCUCACUCCACGAUACGCGUUCGUCGCGCGCCGCCACGAUAUCGACCCCGACCACCCCGCGACAAGCGUAACCACUCAUCAUGUCGGUCAAGUUCGAGCAGAAAGAGACGAUUCGCACCAAUGUCGGACAGGGCAGUGUGCGGGAAGCGUUGAAGAAGGGCGACAAGUCUGGUGUCUUGCAUGAGGUCGGAGAGAAGCUCACCAAGGGCGGCAGUCCAGAUGGUUACCUUGCCUGGUACUUGAAGCAGCUCCAGGAGUCUCCUCUGCGCACCAAGAUGCUCACCUCGGGUUCUCUCGCCGGUCUACAAGAGCUCCUCGCCUCGUGGAUCGCAAAGGACCGCAGCAAGAAUGGACACUACUUCACCUCGCGCGUGCCUAAGAUGGCCGCCUACGGUGCUCUCAUCAGUGCUCCGCUCGGACAUGUGAUGAUCUCAAUCCUACAAAAGGCCUUUGCUGGUCGCACGAGCUUGAAGUCGAAGAUCUUGCAGAUUCUCCUGUCCAACCUCAUUAUCUCGCCCAUUCAGAACGGUGUCUACCUCUUCUCCAUGGCCAUCAUUGCCGGUGCCCGAACCUUCCACCAGAUCCGUGCCACCGUUCGCGCCGGGUUCAUGCCCGUCAUGAAGGUGUCAUGGGUGACUUCGCCCAUUGCUCUGGCGUUCGCUCAGGCUUUCCUGCCUAACGAACUCUGGGUGCCGUUCUUCAACAUGGUCGGGUUCGUGAUCGGAACUUAUAUCAAUGCGCAUACCAAGAAGAAGAGGCUGCAAGCUCUCCGUCGCAAGUAUGCGGACAACAGAACUUCGGACGGGAGGACUACCGACGGGAGGAGCGACUAUGGCCGUCCGGGACAAGGUCCACCUGGAGGAUUUUAG